CCCUGACGCAAGAAACCUUGCUCGUUUUUAAGGCGAAAAGCAACAACACAACCUUGGCCUGCCUACUUCGCCCGACCGUAUUCAAUAGCCCUCACAGUCAGUGUGAUGUGUCCAACCGAAGCCCUUGUACAUGGCAACGACCAGUGCCCGAGAGGCCUCGUAGACGCCUCCCGCCCAGGCAUGAAUGAGACAAACAUCGACACAUGCAGGGCGAAACCUACGGUGCCACUCAGUCUGGCAUUCUCAUACCGUAGAUGGCCCUUUGCCUGGCGCCAGCCACAUGGCCAGCCGUCGACAGCGAGUCAAGGACGGCGGCAAAUGAACGGAUCUGCAAGCGAGUGGCUACGGGGCAGGCUGGUGGAAUGAUGCUAACAGCAGUGCUCAAAACGGCUGGAGAUGCUCAGGCCCAUGACCGAGGAAGUUCCUGGUACAAGCUGCUCCGGCUGCCUUUGCCGUCCGACGAGCUGAGACCGAGGGCUCCGUCUCGAGUGGCGGUAAAGGACAAGCACGACCGAGCUGGUUCGCGAGCAGAACUAACAGGGAUCGUAAGAGGUACCCUCAAGGUACGAGAGCACGGAAAGGAUGGGAUAUACGACGGCACACCGAAAGAGUUGCAAAGUCUCUACCCCCCAACCCUUCCCCGCAAGAGCACACCUUUCACCAGUCGCUCACACUGUUGGCGGCCGGCGCCCCUGAGCAAGCAGUCCUUGAACGUCGUUUACCACGCUCUGAUACGCCACUUUCGAACGUCUCCACUUAUGGACUUCCCGAGAUGCCCAACCAAGAUGCACAAGGGCUGUUCAGGCGGACUGGCAAUUUGUUGUGCCUGGCGAUCGCUUCGCCGACAUGCAUCAUGCAGCUGGCGCCACAUCCCUGCCAAUCAUUGGCAAGAUUUGCCCUGAGACUGACUGAGUGACUCGACCUGCGACAGACUGCUCUUAUGUAGGUCAGCGCUUGGGGGACGAGUGUGGGUGGGCCUCGUGUCGGUCUCGCCGAGAGAACCCAGGACACAAGGUGUUGGGCUGGAGGACGGUGCGCGUCC
Parathielavia appendiculata is the source of this 1042-nucleotide messenger RNA. RefSeq lists its product as uncharacterized. Lineage: Eukaryota; Fungi; Ascomycota; Sordariomycetes; Sordariales; Chaetomiaceae. Bases 255 to 902 code for a protein of 215 amino acids. The record is from RefSeq and is a predicted model, not a curated record. The transcript has a single exon.